CGAUUUUUUCAUUUGUCAGUUGGCCAUUUGGAUGUCUUCUUUUUAGAAGUGUCUAUUCAUGUCUUUUGCCCAUUUCUUCACUGGAUUAUUUGUUUUUCGGGUGUUGAGUUUGGUAAGUCUUCAUAGACUUUGGAUACUAACCCUUUAUUUGAUAUGUCAUUUACAGAUAUCUUCUCCCAUUCCGUUGGUUGCCUUUAAUUUUGUUGAUUGUUUCCUUUGCUCUGCAGAAGCUUUUUAUCUUGAUGAGGUCCCAGUAGUUCAAUUUGCUUUUAUUUCCCUUACCUUUGGAGAUGUGUCAAUUAAGAAGUUGCUGCGGCUGAGGGCAAAGAGAUUGUUGCCUGUUUUCUCUUCUAGGAUUUUGAUGGUUUCUUGUCUCGCAUUUAGGUCUUUCAUCCAUUUUGAAUUGCAAGAAAGUGGUCCAGUUUCAUUCUUCUGCAUGUUACUGUCCAGUUCUCCCAGCACCAUUUGCUAAAGAGACACUUUUUUUCUAUUGGAUACUCUUUCAUGCUUUGUCGAAGAUUAGUUGGCCAUACAUUUGUGGGUCCAAUUCUGGGUUCUCUGUUCUAUUCCAUUGGUCUGUUCUUUCCCAUGUGUCUGUUUUUGUGCCAAAUACCAUACUGUCUUGAUGAUUUCACCUUUGUAGUACAGGCUGAGGUCCAGCCAGGAUUGUGAUGCCUCCAGCUUUAGUUUUCUUUUUCAACAUUACUUUGGCUAUUUGGGGUCUUCUGUGGUUUCAUACAUAUUUUAGGAUUGUUUGCUCUAGCUCUGAGAAGAAUGUUGGUGCUAUUUUGAUUGGGAUUGCAUUGAAUGUGUAGAUUGCUUUGGGUAGUGUCAACAUUUUAACAAUAUUUGUUCUUCCAAUCCAUGACCAUGGAAUGUUUUCCCAUUUCUUUGUGUCUUCAGUUUCUUGCAUAAGCUUUCUAUAGUUUUCAGUGUACAGAUCUUUUACCUCUUUGGUUAGGUUUAUUCCUAAGUAUUUUAUGGUUCUCGGUGCAAUUGUAAAUGAGAUCAGUUCCUUGAUAUCUCUUUCUGUUGCUUCAUUAUUGGCAAAUAGAAAUGCAACUUGAUUUCUGUACAUCGAUUUUAUAUCUUGUGACUUUGCUGAAUUCAUGUAUUAGUUCUAGCAGUUUUGGGGUGGAGUCUUUCGGGUUUUGCAUGAAGAAUAUCAUGUCAUCUGCAAAAAGUGAAAGUUUAACUCCUUUGCCAAUCUGGAUGCCUUUUAUUUCAUUUUGUUGUCUGAUUGCCGAGGCUAGGACUUCCAACACUAUGUUAAACAAAAGUGGCGAAAGCGGACAUUCCUCUCGUGUUCGUGAUCUCAGAGGGAAAGCUCUUAGUUUUUCCCCAUUAAGGAUGAUAUUAGCUGUGGGUCUUUCAUAUAUGGCUUUUACGAUGUUAAGGUAUGUUUCUUCUUUCCUGACUUUCUUGAGGGUUUUUAUUAGGAAAGAUGCUGUAUUUUGUCAAAUGCUUUUCCUGGAUCUAUUGACAGGAUCAUAUGGUUUUUAUCCUUUCUUCUGUUAAUGUGCUGUAUCACAUUGAUUGAUUUGCGAAUAUUGAACCAGCCCUGCAGCCCAGAAAUGAAUCCCACUUGUAUUUUAAAAAAUCCUUGUACAAUGUCUGGCCUACUAGUUGUGACUACAUUUAUUGGUAUUAAAAUGUCACAAUAUCCAGGAGCAAGGAUCUUUUUUUUCUCACUGAUCUUGGGGGUUAAUCUUGUGUCCUUUAGUCAUGCUUCCUUGUAAUGUCAGGAUUCCAAUUAGGUAAUUCUGAGAUUUCCAAGGCAGGAUUGAUUUUCAUUGCUUAUUUCUCUUUCUCAGCCAUGUCUUUGCAGGACCCCACUCUCGGCAGAGAGGGGAACACAGAGGAAGAGAUUAUGGCUGCUGUGGUUUUUUCUGUUGGACCUCUGAAGUGACCAAGCUUAAUAGAUGACAUGGAGAGAAAGAAGAUGUUUAAGACACAGAGCUUGGCUGUAGGGUGCUUACAGUCUCAUUGAGAAUCCUGAAGUUUCCGAGCCAGAUGAAGACCUUCACCUUCAGGCUGAAGAACCAGAAUUGGAAAAGGAUUCUGUGACAUUUAAAGAUGUGGCUAUAGACUUCUCAUUAGAAGAGUGGAGGUUGAUGGACCUUUCCCAGAGGAACCUGCACAAGGACGUGAUGCUAGAGAAUUACAGGAAUCUUGUCUCCCUGGGGCUUGCAGUUUCCAAACCAGACAUGAUAUCUCACCUGGAAGAUGGCAAAGGACCGUGGGUGGUAGUGAGGGAAAUUGCAAGAACCCCCUAUCCAGAGCUGGAGACCAAACCUGCAGCCAAGAAUGUUGUAUCAACAGAAAAUACUUCUGAAGAUGUAUCACAAGAGACCAUAAUAGAUAAACUCACAGAGAACAGUCUGUGGAACCCCAGAAUGGGAGGAUUAUGGAAAUGGAAUGAAAGGAUAUUGAGAUUGCAAAAUAGUCAGGAAAAUCAUUUGAGUCGAAGAAUAGUUACUCACAAGAAAAUUUCCACUGGUCAAAGAGGAUUUAGAUUUGGAUCUGUUUUUCCAGAAGCAGGAGUUAUCACAGAAGGGCCCCACAGCAAAUGCCAAACACAUGAAAAUUUCACUGAGAAUUUAGAUUUGAUUACAGAUACCCAUCUAGGAAAGAAAAUCUGCAAGGAUACAGAAGGCAGCAAAGCUGUAAGGCCUACUUCAGAACUUACUUUAGGAAAAAAAUACAAUAAUAAAGAAAAACCCUAUAAAUGUAGUACCUGUGAAAAGUCCUUUCGUUACAGGUCGUUACUCAUUCAACAUCAGAGAACGCACACUAAAGAAAAACCUUAUGAAUGUAACGAAUGUGGGAAAAUGUUCAGCCAGCCUUCAUAUCUCAGUCAACAUAAAAAAAUUCAUACUGGAGAAAAACCCUAUAAGUGUAACGAAUGUGGAAAGGCCUUCAUUGCUUCUUCAUCGCUUAUGGUACAUCAGAGAAUUCAUACUAAGGAGAAACCUUAUCAGUGCAAUGUCUGUGGAAAAUCUUUUAGCCAGUGUGCUCGCCUUAAUCAACACCAGAGAAUUCAAACCGGGGAGAAGCCCUAUAAAUGUACUGAAUGUGGGAAAGCUUUCAGUGAUAAAUCAAAACUCGCAAGACAUCAGGAGACUCACAGUGGAGAGAAACCCUACAAAUGCAAUGAUUGUGGGAAAGCCUUUAGGAAUAAGUCCUAUCUUAGUGUACAUCAGAAGACCCACACUGAAGAAAAACCAUAUAAAUGCAAUGAAUGUGGGAAAUCUUUCAAGAAUACCACAAUUUUUAAUGUUCAUCAGAGAAUUCAUACUGGAGAGAAACCCUUUAGAUGUAACGAAUGUGGGAAAGCCUAUAGAAGUAAUUCCAGCCUUAUUGUACAUAUAAGAACUCAUACUGGGGAAAAACCUUAUGAAUGUAAUGAAUGUGGGAAAGCAUUCAAUCGCAUAGCAAAUUUCACAGAACAUCAAAGAAUUCAUACAGGAGAAAAACCCUAUAAAUGCAACGAAUGUGGAAAAGCAUUCAUUAAUUAUUCAUGCCUUACCGUACACCACAGAAUGCAUACAGGAGAGAAACCUUAUAAAUGUAAUGAAUGUGGAAAGGCCUUCAUGCGUUCUUCAUCCCUAAUUAUACAUCAGCGGAUUCAUACUGAAGAAAAACCUUAUCUAUGUAAUGAAUGUGGGGAGUCUUUCAGAAUAAAAUCACACUUAACUGUGCAUCAUAGGAUUCAUACUGGAGAGAAACCGUAUAAAUGUACUGACUGUGAGAGGGCAUUUACCAAAAUGGUAAAUCUCAAGGAGCAUCAGAAAAUCCAUACUGGAGUGAAACCUUAUAAAUGCUAUGAUUGUGAGAAAUCUUUCAGGACUAAGUCCUACCUUAUCGUACAUCAAAGGACCCAUACUGGGGAAAAACCAUAUAAAUGUAAUGAAUGUGAAAAGGCUUUCACUAACACCUCGCAACUUACCGUACAUCAAAGAAGGCAUACUGGAGAAAAACCCUAUAAAUGUAAUGAGUGUGGGAAGGUUUUCACAAGUAACUCAGGCUUUAAUACCCAUCAGAGAACACAUACUGGAGAGAAGCCAUUUAAAUGUAAUGACUGUGGGAAAGCAUUUAGCCAGAUGGUACACGUCACAGAACAUCAGAAAAUCCAUAGUGGAGAGAAACCCUAUAAAUGCGACGUCUGUGGAAAAGCCUUCAGGAGGGGUUCCUACCUUACAGUGCAUUGGAGAACACAUACUGGAGAAAAACCCUAUACGUGUAAGGAAUGUGGAAAAGGUUGUAUCACUCUAUCACAGCUAACUCUUCAUCAGAGAAUUCAUACUGGGGAAAGGCCCUACAAAUGUGAAGAAUGUGGAAAAGCCUUCAGAACCAACUCAGAUUUUACUGUACAUUUGAGGAUGCAUACUGGAGAAAAACCCUAUAAAUGUCAUGAAUGUGGAAAAGCCUUUAGGAGUAGCUCAAGCCUUACUGUACAUCAAAGAACACAUCAGAGAGAAACUCAGUUAAUAUAAAAGGUAACAAAUCAUUCAUCCAGAUGCCAGCUCUACAAGGAGAAUCUUAUAAACUGUGUCUUUUAUGAAUGUGGGAAAACUUUCAGGAGCAAUUCACCAGAAAACACACACUUAAGGGAUACUUUAUAAACAUAAAAAUGUGGAAAACUCAUUAAAUCUUAGAAGUGACAAGCAAAUUCACAGUAGAGAAAAAUAAUGGACAAAUGAAAGCCUUCACCCAGAUUUCAUACUUUGUUCACUUAAAUUGUCUUCAAUGAAUUGCCUAUAAUUUUUUA
Messenger RNA from Panthera uncia (snow leopard), 4771 nucleotides. RefSeq names its product zinc finger protein 624 (gene ZNF624). NCBI's taxonomy places the organism in Eukaryota, Metazoa, Chordata, Mammalia, Carnivora, Felidae. Gene Ontology annotation, biological process: regulation of transcription by RNA polymerase II. Bases 2115 to 4496 code for a protein of 793 amino acids. The record is from RefSeq and is a predicted model, not a curated record. Gene Ontology annotation, molecular function: DNA-binding transcription factor activity, RNA polymerase II-specific; RNA polymerase II cis-regulatory region sequence-specific DNA binding. The transcript is spliced from 6 exons.